UGUGUGUGUGUGUGAGUGUGUGUGUGUGUUGUGUGUGUCGUCUGCUGCAUUCCUGCGGGUUUGUUUCUCAUCAGGGCAAAUCUGUCCAUUCAGCUGCUCUGAACUGAACGCAGCAGCGAUCGUACAGUGUUCUGUGUGUGUGUGUGUGUGUGUGUGUGUGCGUGGGUAUGGGUGUGUGUGUAUGUGUAUAUCUGCAUAUGACCUGAGAAAGGGUUAAUGUGUAACAGGCCCAAACAAGAGCUGCUUUCACGAUCCUCCCCGAUAGCAGGGUAAAGUGAAAGCCUCCCCCUGUGGGAUUGUGUUUCAGGCCUUGCUCAGCUGAAAGGGGCCAACAGUUCAAGAGAUACCUGGAAGAUGACUGGAGUGUCAUUGUCUUCUGUUCAAAGUCUUGAAGUUGUAAAAAGGUGUCUGCGUCGUCAGACAAGGUGGAGGUGGGAUUGUUAUGUAAGCAUCAGGGUGAAUGAAAGGUUUCCAGGAGUGUACUUGGGUGUUGCGACACAUUUCGUGCAGUAAGAGAAAUGAGUCUGGUGGAUGCAGUUUGAGUGAAUGUAGAAGUCGUGGAGGCUAAAACUUGUUUACCUGUCCCCUAAAGUGUAAAGACAUUCCAUCACUUUCCAUGAUGGAUGUGUCAAACCGCCGCGAGCUCUCCAAGCACCUCCACGUCAGAGCCUUCCCUAAUCAACAUCAAACAUUCUGGGCUGCGGCUGAGGCAGAAACUGUUUCUCACCCUACUAGUUUUCGGCUUUUUCCCCUCGAGGGGCCAACGCUAGCGGCUUAACAGAGGCAAACAUUAAAUACUGUCAAGUCAUCUCAAUCAUGUUUUGAAACCUUUUCAAGAAGGAGAGGAAGAAUACAUAAUGACACGGCAGGGAAGGCUGCCAUUUCUGUGGUUUGGUGGUUCUAGAGGAGUUAAUUGUGAUCGGAUGUGUUUACACAUGAGGGAAACAUGCUGAGGGUUCGGCAAAGAUCGCCCCUUCCUCUGAAUCUAAAUGUUCAUCCUGCAACAAGUUUCUCUCUAUGACAAUAACUGGUGUUAAUAUGUGGACAAGCCUCAGCAGAAAGUAAGAGUGGAAAAAGUUUGUGUGUGUGGGUGUGCGCGACUGUGCAAACCUUUGUGUGUUUGUUGAUUCAGUGGACAAAGUUCACUUUUUAAAAAACAACAGGAAGGAAAAAAAAGUUUCCUGAUGGAGGAGUUUUCAGGGUGUGUUUGCUGCGUGUUGUAAAAACUGUGGGUCUCAGGUGUGUCGGGCGUUGCCCGGGUUGUGUUGAAUCUAGGCCAAGAGAUGCCGUUGUGUAUUCUUGCUCAGUACAAGUCAAGGGUGUCGGCAAAUUUCCACUCUGCUCACAAGUUAGACCUUUCAAAUCAAAUUCAAGUAGUCUACCUGAAAAUCGAAUGGCACUCUACCUCAGCUGACACGGUUUCAUAACUGUUGGUCUGUCUGUUGCCAGGGUUACGCAAUAAACUACUGAAAAGAUGUUAUUGAAACUGUGGUAAAUUGGGUCAUGGGCCAAGAAAGAACAUAUUACCUUUCAGAGCAGAUUUGAUUUAAGGAUCCAGAUCUAGGAAUUUUUAUCACUUUCUGUAACAGGGCAAGAUUUGACAGGUUUGGGAAGAGGAAGAAGAUAUUAUAAUCAAAAGGUAGAAGCUCAUAUCUAUGAACAGGUGAUAUAAUACAAAUAGUUUGUAGAAGAUGUCUGAUGUCAAUGUGUGUGCAAUAUGGAGAGAAGGAGGCCAGUCAGUCUUGGUGGAGGUAUGUACUGAGGGCCCCUCUACUUAGCCAAUGUUAUCAUGAGUACAUCAUUACUUAUCAUUAGUACUAUUAGUACUAACUAUUUUAGUAUAGUAAUAGUAAGUGCAGGCUCACACAGCUGCACGGCUGUUUGCAUGAAUGUAUCAUACCUGGAACAACAGAUUCAUUCCACGGAGAUUUCAAUAAGAAUCUGGACAGAAUUAUUGGUUGACAUAUACACACACACUGAGUUUAAUAAACAGGGUUUUAUCACUGAACUUUUCUGGUUUCAGUUGACCCAGAUAUUUGACUCAGCGAUCAGCCUCUCAAGGCUCGGACCGUAUUCAAUGUUUUGCUGCCGUCAGCUUCACCGCUCACACCGACCUGUAGAGGAGGGAAACAUUCACACGCUCUCCGUGCUGAGAGAUCAAUGUGUGUGUCAGUCGAGAAGUAUUCUCCCAGAAUACGGUGGCACUUCAUCAGUGAAAUAUCACACCUACAACCCCAACUUCAGCUCAAAGUCUUCCUACAUGACCUCCGGCUCCAGAACAUUGCCUCAGGCUCCUCGUGUAUCCCAGAGGUCAGGCUUCAGCGCCCGGUCCAGCGGCCCAGAUCUGGCCCAGUUCCACAGGAUCAGUAUUGGAGGUGGUGGAGCUGGAGCUGGUGGUGGUGGUGGUGGUGGUGGUGGGGGUUUUUACAGAGAGGACAUGCGCAUGGGCAGCUACCAGGGCAACACCAAUACCCAGCCCCGAAUGGACUCAGAGACCCUCUCUAUGCACACAAUGCGGCAGCAACCCCAGCCUAUGUAUCCCUGGAUGGUCGAUGCCAGCGACGCCGGAAGCUUAGUCUCAGACCGGGACGCCAUCUACAACCACCAGUACAGCCAGGGCACGGUAAACGGCUAUAGCAGCCAGAAGAGGCAAGGAGGAGGCGGCCUGGCCUACGCGCCAAGCAUGCAGCGAUCCCUCAGUGGCACUCUUUCCCGUGUCGGAGGGAUGGCAGGAGGGGAUGCGGAGAUCGUCCACCAACAGUCUUUCAAAGGCCCGGCCCACCGCACCAUCAACAGGAUUACAAACCGAAACCGCCUGAGCAUGGGCUCCGUGUCUGGGAGCUCCUACGGUAGAGGAGGGGACAUGGUGGACAGGGGCUUCAUCGGUUCUGGAGUGGCCUCGGCUUCCCAGGCGAGCAUGAUGAUGCCGCGUCAGGGCACCCUGUCCCGCGCCAUGUCAACCAAAAGCAUUCAGAGUGUCGGCCGGGGGAUGGACAUCUUCAAUGGGCAGAUGGAGAUGGGAGCCAGCAUGGCUAACCUCAGCGGGAUCACCUCCUUGGAUAUGGCCACAGCUAUACAGCACCUGAGGGAGCCCGACCAUGAUUUACAGGUCCUGGGUGCCGCCUACAUUCAACACGAGUGUUACAACGACAACGAGGCCAAACAAGAGGUGCGUCGUUUGAAGGGCAUCCCUGAGCUGGUGAGGCUCUUCAACAGUGACAACCAGGAAGUGCAGCGCUACGCCACUGGGGCCACGCGCAACCUCAUCUACGAGAGCAUGGAAAACAAAGUGGCGCUGAUCGAUGAGGGCGGCAUCCCGCAGCUGGUCGAGGGGCUCAAGGAGAACGACGACGAGCUCCACAAAAACAUCACAGGUAUUCUGUGGAACCUUUCAUCCAAAGACAACCUGAAGGAGAAACUGGCCCGGGAGACGCUUCCUGAGUUGACCGAGAAGGUCCUCAUCCCUCUGUCCGGCGGCGGAGACACUGAGGACAUCUAUCAGUCCGCCUCCGAGGCCGACAUCUACUACAACACCACGGGUUGCCUCAGGAAUCUGAGCUCUGUGAACGAGAAGACCCGUCAGCAGAUGAGAGAGACCCACGGACUUGUGGACUCUUUGGUCGCCUACAUCAAGUCCUCCCUCGAUCAGAACAAGGCAGAAGACAAGGGGGUGGAAAACGCAGUGUGUGUCUUGCGGAACCUCUCCUACCAGCUCUACAGUGAGAUGCCUCCAUCCGCCAUGAUGCGCCUGGAAGGACCGACCAGGGAUCAGGACUCAGGGAUGGGCGAGGCCAUUGGUUGCUUUACACCCCAGAGCAGGAAAGCUAAAGACAGAAAGCCCCAGGAUCUCUCCACUUUCAGCGAGGUGGCACGGGUGCCGAAGGGCGUGGACUGGCUGUGGCACCCUCAGAUAGUCGGGUUGUACAACCGCGUGCUGCAUCAGUGCGAGAUCAACUCCACCACCCGCGAGGCAGCUGCCGGAGCUCUGCAGAACAUCACAGCCGGAGACAAGAGGUGGGCGUCAGUACUGAGCCGGUGGGCUCUGGAGCACGAGCGCAUUCUGCCAACGCUGCUGGACCUGCUACGUACCAACAAGGACCUGGAGCUGCGUUCCCUCACAGGCCUCCUCCGAAAUCUGUCCCGCCAUGCCAACGACAAGGGCGACAUGGCAACGAAGGUUGUAAACCUACUGGUGACCAAGCUGCCAGACAAUGAGCACCAGCAGGAGCCGUCCAGCGAUGUAGUGGUGAACAUCUGUGGUAUUCUCAACAACCUGGUGACGGGCAGCUCUUUAGCAGCCAGAGACAUCAGCUUUCACAACGGCCUGCCCAAACUGGUCGCCAUCAAGAACUCGACUGGCAGCAGCGCUGGGAAGAUGAAAGCAGCCAAAGCAGCAGCCACAGUUCUCACCAACAUGUUCCAGUACAAGAAACUGCACAAAGAGUACAAAAAGAAAGGGUUCGUACGACAGGAUUUUGAUGAUUUGCUGAUUUAAAACAAGUCCGACAGGUGAUGUGUUGCACGUCCACUUCUAAACCACCCAUCAGUCCUGCACUCUACCAGCAUUCUAUGGGAGAGCAGUAAAUAAACUCUUCAUUCAAUCCAAAGAUAAUAGAUUUUUUUAUAAUAAGAACCCACCAGGGAUAGAGGAUCGACCCGCUGGAAGAAAAGAGCUUCUGUCUAUUUUAAAAGUCAAUGAACUUUUGUAAGAAAUGUGGUCCAGCUAUGAGGGACUAUCGAUGGACUCUGAUACAAAUGUGUGCACCUUAAAAUCUCUUUGUUGGAGCUGUGUGAGUGUGAGUGUGUUUGUGUGUGUGUGUGUGUGUGUGUGUGUGUGUGUUUAGUGCAGAAUCAGGGAUUUUUUUUCUUCAGGGCUAUGUGUAUCCAGAUAAAAUGCAAACAGCUGUUUGUUUUGCUGCCCUUUUUUAAAACUUUUGUCAAACUCCUAAAUGACAACUUGCAUGACACUUGUGCCUUUUUCUUCUCGUUGCACUUAUUUCAUAGCAUUAAAUGUCGGUACUAACGUGGCAUUCUUCUUGUAAAUAAUGCUCUUUUACACAGAAAUCACAUGUUUGAAUAAGUGUAGCCUUGUACUUUGUUUUUUUGGACAAAUGUGUGUAUUAGUGUCAAAAUUAUAACGCGUAGUUAUAAGUGAAUGUAUGUCAGAGGAGAUAUCUAGAUAUACCAUUUGCAGAGAUGUAAAUAGAUAAUAAUUCAGAAAUCUGGGGAUAAAGAUUGUGCCUCCUAAGUGGACCUUUGUAUUUAGUUGUGGGCUUUUUCUAGUUGCAAAAUCUGUCUUGUCGUAUAAAAUGCUGUGUGAUCACAGUUUUAAUGAGAACUCAUAAAGUAACAUCAAAUCCGUCUCCUUCUUGUUUUAUAUAACUGCUGUUUGUCUAAUGUAAUAAAUGGUGCGAGUAAGAAAAACAGGGUUGGAAGGAUACAGUCUUACCUUUGUUGACGGAACAAAUGCAAUAUUUGUUUAGUGUAUUAGACCAUUUGCAAAAUGUAACACUUUUCAGAUUGAAUUUAUUUAGAUUGGCAAAAUUGAAUUUAAAUAAAUCGACUUGUGCAAGUUCAUUUAAAGAAAAUAAUUGUUACGAAAGUGUGUAUGUGUCUUUGUUGGCGUUUUGAAAAACACUGAGUUCUCAUAUUUGCUUUUGCGUUGUAUUCAGGCACGUGGAUCAUCUGUAUCUUUUUCAGCUAAUAAAGAAAAAAUGUGGAAAUGAAA
Molecule: messenger RNA, 5728 nt
Organism: Pleuronectes platessa (European plaice)
Lineage: Eukaryota; Metazoa; Chordata; Actinopteri; Pleuronectiformes; Pleuronectidae
Gene: pkp3a
Product: plakophilin 3a
Exons: 13
Coding region: 1790-4495 (901 amino acids)
Biological process (GO): cell-cell adhesion; cell-cell junction assembly
Cellular component (GO): cytoplasm; adherens junction; nucleus
Molecular function (GO): cadherin binding
Source: RefSeq, a predicted model, not a curated record